AUGGACCUGGGCUGUCGGUUUUCGACGAAGCAGCCCUGGUCGAGGAAGAAGGAUACAGAGAACGGUCAUCACGACUCUUCGGCUUCUGAACCUCGUCGGGAAUUGUCCUUUUAUACCAGUGCGACUACGAUGACGGCCGCGACGGGUAGCGGCCAACCGUCACCUUCGACUUCAGCUUCGGCUUCGGCACCUGCGGGUUUCGAGGAUAGUGGGUGUAUUUCUACGACGGUGUUGCAGAAGCAGGUUGCGAGUGGAAAUGAUGCGUUGAAUAUUCUGUUUGAUGCGGCGGCGCAGGCGGGCUCUGGUACGCGCGCUCCACAAACCACGGUUUCUGCUGAUACAGCAUCUCCGUUUGACGUUCGAUCGGAGGAGAAUGUGCUUAAGGUCUGGGAAGGCUGCCGGUUUGUCAAAAUGGGGUGGUUCACGGCGGAGGAAGCGUUGUUGUACACGGACUGGUUGGUCGACCACCCUUCUACUUUGGAGGUACUCCGAUGGGUUGUUGUGUUUGUCUAA
This is a messenger RNA of Aspergillus puulaauensis, 513 nucleotides long. RefSeq lists its product as uncharacterized. Gene Ontology annotation, biological process: positive regulation of transcription by RNA polymerase II; aromatic amino acid catabolic process. The coding region runs from base 1 to 513 and encodes 170 amino acids. The record is from RefSeq and is a predicted model, not a curated record. Lineage: Eukaryota; Fungi; Ascomycota; Eurotiomycetes; Eurotiales; Aspergillaceae. Gene Ontology annotation, molecular function: DNA-binding transcription factor activity, RNA polymerase II-specific. Gene Ontology annotation, cellular component: nucleus. The transcript has a single exon.